Musca vetustissima is the source of this 606-nucleotide messenger RNA. RefSeq lists its product as uncharacterized. The record is from RefSeq and is a predicted model, not a curated record. NCBI's taxonomy places the organism in Eukaryota, Metazoa, Arthropoda, Insecta, Diptera, Muscidae. The transcript is spliced from 3 exons. Bases 1 to 606 code for a protein of 201 amino acids.
AUGAAAGGAUCCAUCAAACUUACACCAUCGGAACAGUUUGAGAAGUUCUUGGCUGUUGUACAGACAACUGCCAACAUACUUGGUGUAAAUGUUAUAAGUCCCGCUUAUCGCAUGAAUUGGGCUACCGCGCUUAUCUUAUGCUUGAUAGUAUCCUAUAUCAGCUUUACAUUGUACACGCUUUAUAUUGGCGUGAUCGCUAUGCAGUCCUUCACAUUGGUUCUGCAGUCUCUGUGUAUUACGGCCGUUGGAACGCAGGUGGUUAACAAAUUUGUGAAUGCGGUUACCUAUCCAAAAUUGAUACGUUUUGUUUGUGAUGAACUGAGGAACAUCUACAAGGAAUACGAAUGCAACAUAAAUAAACGUUAUAGUGAAACCUUGAAAGAUACUCUGGCCGUGGUGAAAAAAUCAAUUUGGAUCCUCUUCAUAAUCAAUAACAUUUUGAUGGCAAGCGUUCUGGCGGUACCAUUUUACUAUUCAAUUGUACGAAAUGAACACAUCGAUAUGAUCCAGCUGGUCGUACCGGGUGUAGAUAAGAAUGGAACUGGUUACUCGCCAUUGAGUGUGGCAGAAACAGCAUUAGAUUAUGUUGUCUGUGUUCGAAUUUAA